Cladocopium goreaui is the source of this 944-nucleotide messenger RNA. NCBI's taxonomy places the organism in Eukaryota, Dinophyceae, Suessiales, Symbiodiniaceae. The record is from the annotation of a GenBank genome assembly.
CAGCCAUCAAUUUAUACAUCGCACAUGAGGGUGAUCCCUGGACGCUUGCUGCACAUACUGGAAGAGGGGGGAAAGACGCGCCGCUUCCAUGGACCAGGCUCGGGUCGGUCGAGUUGCAGCGAUGCGUGGUCCGAGAUCUCACGACCAGGUGGACCUGGCCACGGCACCAGCGACUCCGAGGAACGGGCCGCCUAUGACUUGCUGCACAAAGAACAGGGCUUUCAAGCUUUCAGGUCCUGGUACUUGCAGCAGCUGCGCCAAACGCAGCCGGAGACGCCGGACGUGGGAUCCGCCAGAUCCAUGGGAUCCGUCGAGGACGCAGUGGGGCUCUGCUUUCAGGCGGUUCCUAUUCCUGGGACCAUCAACGAGUACGCUUUCAUGGACUUCCUGCGAUUGUUCCUCAAUUGCUCAGAUGCCGAGGCUUUCAACUUCUUUCGCUUGCUGGACGCAUCCAUGUUGGGUGCCCUGAAAUUUCAACAGGUGUACUUGGCUACGGUGCUUGUUUCUGCGUUGAGUUCCCGGCAAUUGACCAAGUGCCUUUAUUUGCACUCCCGGUGGCUGUUUGAAACCAUGACCGUGGAGCCUUUGCAAGGCCAGGGUGGACCACGACUCUUGCCAUGGCCUCGUUUGCAGUCCCUCUUCCAGCUCCUUGGUGCGAACUGGAUCUUCGUUUCUCGCAACUGUCCUCUGACCCUGGGCUUCAGCCCGCAGACGCACCUCACGCAUGACGAGUUCGUCGAGGUCCUGUUCUGCGUGUUGGCGCAACUGGACAAAGACGCUGUGGCCAAAGAUGCUCAGGUCAUAAGACCGGCCAGGACCGUGAAAUCCAAAGCCUGUACGGUGCUCUGAGGGUUCCUUCAUGACUUCCAGUGGAGGCUGAGCUACUAGGAGCUUCCCACUAGGUCUCUUGAAAUUCCGUUUAAAUAGCUGUUGAUAUAGUGAUA